AUGUUCUAUCGGAGCGUGCUGUUGCAGAUGAUACUGCUGGGAGCGUUGUCAUUCGUCGGUCCGGCAAUGUCAGACGCCAUCUCGAAUCUCGGCGGCGGCGGUCUGCGAACUCCAUACCUGGCCAACCUCGCAUUGGCACUGAGCUACAGCGCGGGAUGUCUGGUGGCUCUGUGCGGAGGCCCGCUGAUCAACAAGCUGGGCAUCAAAUGGUCGUGCAUCAUCGCCGCGGCUGUCAUGCCGUUGAAGGGCUCGGCAUACUAUGUGAAUGCCAAGUACAAGCAGCAGGUGUAUCUGCUGCUGGCGAGUAUUCUGACCGGAGCGACAUCUGGACUGCUGUAUGUCGCUGAGGCAACUGCAAUGCUGUCAUAUCCGCUGCAAGAUGACAGAGGGCUGUACUUGGGCAUCUGGUCCGCCAUGCGCAACACCGGCAGCGUCCUCGGCGGAGCCGUCAAUUUCUCAAACAACUACACACGAUCCAAAGCCGGCGGAAUCGCAUGGAGCACAUAUCUCAUCUUCGUGGGAUUCGAAUGCACUGGCAUCAUCUGGGCUCUACUGCUCUCGUCGACGAGGAAAGUGCGACGCAGCAACGGCGAGACCGUUCCAGUCUCCGAGUCGGCAUCCUGGAAACAAGAGUUCAUCGCACUCUGGCAGCAUCUCCAGCGGAAGAAGACCUGGCUCGUCGCCAUCCCCGCCUUUUACUCCUUCUUCUGCGGCGGCACAAUGAGCACCUACCUCUCCAUCCACUUCUCCGUGCGAGCCCGCGCACUAGCCUCCCUCCUCGUCCCAUCCGUAACAAUCCCCUCCGUCCUAAUCUACGGCCGCCUCCUCGACUGGACGCGCUUCUCCCAAAAGACCCGCGCCUGGCUCUCCUUCAUCUGCUGGACCCUCCCGAACAUCGCCUGUUUCAUCUGGAUCGGAAUCGAGUACUCCAAUUUCGGCGCCGGCAAAACCGCUUUAGACUACAAACUCGACACCGCCCACUGGUUCCGCGCCUACGCCCCCUGCUUAUUAAUCUACGUCACAUCCUACUGGUGCCAACUCUCCCUCUACUGGAUUCUCGGAACCUUUUCCACGGAUGUAAAAGCGAGUUCCCGACAAGGUGGACUUUUUAGGGCGUUUGAGACGGCGGGCCAAGCGGUGAGUUAUGGGAUCAACUCGGGAGCCGGAGCGGAUCCGAGGACGGCGUUUUAUGUCAACUGUGCGGUUUUUGUGGUCGCGUUGCCGGCUAUGGUGUGUUUGAUUCGGAUGGUGCCGAAGGAGCCGGCGAGUGAGGAUUUGGAUGUGUUGCCUGCUGGGAGGAGGGAUGGAGGAGGGGUGAAGGAUGCUAUUGAUUGA
Messenger RNA from Zymoseptoria tritici IPO323, 1335 nucleotides. RefSeq lists its product as uncharacterized. NCBI's taxonomy places the organism in Eukaryota, Fungi, Ascomycota, Dothideomycetes, Mycosphaerellales, Mycosphaerellaceae. The coding region runs from base 1 to 1335 and encodes 444 amino acids. The record is from RefSeq and is a predicted model, not a curated record. Gene Ontology annotation, biological process: transmembrane transport. Gene Ontology annotation, molecular function: transmembrane transporter activity. The transcript is spliced from 6 exons.